This is a messenger RNA of Dama dama (fallow deer), 2732 nucleotides long. RefSeq names its product vanin 1 (gene VNN1). The transcript has 7 exons. Gene Ontology annotation, molecular function: hydrolase activity, acting on carbon-nitrogen (but not peptide) bonds, in linear amides. Bases 19 to 1563 code for a protein of 514 amino acids. Lineage: Eukaryota; Metazoa; Chordata; Mammalia; Artiodactyla; Cervidae. The record is from RefSeq and is a predicted model, not a curated record.
CAGCCGCUGGACUUCAGCAUGACUGUGUCUCAGAUACUGAGCUCUGUGGCCGUUUUGUUUCUCUGCGUCUCCAGAGCCAGCUCCCUGGAUACCUUUAUUGCAGCUGUUUAUGAGCACGCAGUCAUACUGCCUAAUGCCACCCCCGUGCCCGUGUCUCCUGAAGAGGCCUUGGCAGUAAUGAACCGGAAUUUGGAUCUUCUGGAGGGAGCCGUGACGUCAGCAUCAAAGCAGGGUGCGCAUAUCAUUGUGACCCCAGAAGAUGGCAUUUACGGUUUUAACUUCACCAGGGAAUCUAUCUACCCAUACUUGGAGGAUAUCCCAGACCCUCAAGUGAACUGGAUCCCUUGUGAUAAUCCUGACAGAUUUGGCCGUACCCCAGUGCAACAAAGACUCAGCUGUCUGGCCAAGGACAACUCCAUCUACGUUGUGGCAAAUAUCGGGGACAAGAAGUCAUGCAACGCCAGUGACCCUCAGUGUCCCCCUGACGGUCGUUACCAAUACAAUACUGAUGUGGUGUUUGAUUCUAAGGGAAAACUGGUGGCACGCUACCAUAAGCAAAACCUUUUCUUGAAUGAAGAUCAAUUCAAUGCACCCAAGGAACCCGAGGUCGUGACUUUCAACACCACCUUUGGAAAGUUUGGCAUUUUCACGUGCUUUGAUAUUCUCUUCCAUGAUCCUGCUGUGACUCUGGUGAGAGAAUCCCGUGUGGACACCAUACUCUUCCCAACAGCUUGGAUGAAUGUUUUGCCACAUUUGUCAGCUAUUGAAUUCCACUCAGCUUGGGCCAUGGGCAUGAAAGUCAACUUCCUAGCAUCCAAUCUACAUUACCCCUUGAAGAAAAUGACAGGGAGUGGCAUCUAUGCACCUGAUUCUCCACGAGCGUUUCACUAUGAUAUGAAGACAGAGAAGGGCAAACUCCUCCUUGCACAACUGGACUCCCACCCACACCCCACGCCAGUGGUGAAUUGGGCUUCCUAUGCCAGUGGUGUGAAAGCCCACUCAAUGGGAAACCAGGAAUUUACAGGCAUCAUUUUUUUUGAUGAAUUCAGCUUCUUGGAGCUCAAAGGAAUUGAAGGAAAUUACACAGUUUGCCAGAAAGAUCUCUGUUGUCAUCUAAGUUACAAGAUGUCUGAGAAAAGAUCAGAUGAAGUUUAUGCCCUGGGGGCAUUUGAUGGACUACACACUGUCGAAGGGACCUAUUACUUACAGAUUUGUACUCUGCUGAAGUGUAGAACAACAGACUUAGACACUUGUGGUGACUCAGUUGAGACUGCUUCCACCAGGUUUGAAAUGUUCUCCCUCAGUGGCACGUUCGGAACCCAGUAUGUCUUUCCUGAGGUGCUGCUGAGUGAAAUUCAGCUUGCACCCGGAGAAUUUCAGGUAUCAAGUGACGGACGCUUGUUCAGCCUGAAGCCAACAUCUGGACCUGUUCUGACAGUGACUCUCUUUGGAAGGUUAUAUGAGAAGGAUAGUGCGCCAAAUGCUUUAUCAGACCUCACCACACAAGCGCUAAGGGUAAUGUUCAUAGUUAUAAUACCUAUUGUGUACUCAUUAGAUUGGUAGAAUAUUUACACUUUCUAUCUUUACUUUGGAUAAUUUAAAAAAUAAUGAAUAUGAAAAGAAGAAUGGACCUGGGAUUUUGAUAAUAGUGCUCAUGAUCAUUCAUAUCAAUGAAUUGCUAACACAUUUUUUCUCUUGUUUAGAAACACACACACACACACACACACCAGACAAUAUAAAGUAGAUAAAGUGACAAAAUUUUGAAAAAGAGCAACAAUUAUACCCAUCUGUUAGGUUUUUUUUUUUUUAAGUGAGAAUGAAAUAAGUCACUAGAGUUAAAGUGCUUAGACAACUUCCCAGCUCAUGGUAAGUAUUGUGUAUACGUUAACUUUUACAGUGAUAUGGGACUCUCACAGGAAAACCAAUUGUGAUGUAUUUAUUGCUAAAAUCCUAUCAUCCCUGAUUGUUCAAAGUGCAUGUAUUUUCUAAUGGUUCAGCCACUCUGUAUAUUUUGAUUAAAAAGUCAGUAAACUCAAAAGCCAAUUGGGUGUGGCUUGAUAGCUAGCACUAAUGUAUCCCAGAGAGCAGCUGAGCUUACAUCUAGAAAUCUACUCAAGAGCCUGAAGAUUUUUUAUGUGCUUUUCAGUGGUGAUUGACUGCCUGUUUAGAGCUUUGCCUGUCUUGUCAACCUGUAAGCAAAUUAAUAGGGUGACUAAAGUAGACGUUUAUCAAAUCUGGCUUCUUAAUGGCCUGUGAGCUAAGAAAGGUUUUUAGGUUUAUGAAGAUUUGAAAAAGAAAAUUAAAAGAAGACUAGUAUUUUGUGACACAUGAAAAUCCUUUGGAAUUCAAAUUUCAGUCUCCAUACCUAAAGUGUUAUUGAAGAAAGCCAUGUUCAUUUGUUCAGUAGUGUUGAUGGUGUUUUUCAUGCUGCAGUUGUGGAAUUGAGUAGCUGUGAUAGAGACUGUAUAGACUAAAUGGCCAAAGAAGCUGAAAAUAUUUACUACCUUUACAGAGAAAUAUUGCCAUCUCCUGCUCUAAAGUAUUAAAGAACAAUGCAUCUUAGUAUUGAAAACAAGUAAGGGCAAAUUAUCCUUGAGUGUCUCUUAUUCUUCCACUCAAAGAGAAAUAAAAUAUUUUCAUUUGCUUUCUGUUAUAUUAACAUCACAAGAAGAUUACCUUGAUUAACUUAUGACCAAAUAUGUCUAAUAGGCUAUUACCCCAAACAAGUGAAU